AUGUCUCUCGUUCAACGUAGUCUUCUCGAUAAAAUUGCAGCUGAAGGUGUUGAUUUUGCAUUAUGGUCAUCAAUUAUGAGUGUUGGUGGAGGUUUAGGAGAAAUAUUUGUUAAUCAUGAUGCACGUAUGAAUAUUGCUGGUGAUCAUGCUAUACCACAAUUGAUUGAAUCACAUAAACGAUCAAAAGUUUUAACAAAUUUAUUGUUACUUGUAAGUGGAGUUUCAGGUGCAUUAGCUUAUCAACAAACAAAAGAUAAAUAUUGGCUUAUUGGUUCAGGUUUAAUGUUGGCUGGUAUUCCAUAUUGUGUAUUGGUUGAAUAUCCAGUUGCUGAACAAUUGAAAUUUUUAACACUUGAUGCUAAAUCAGAAAAAGCAAAAUCAUUAUUAGCUUCAUGGGGAGGUAUUCAACUUGGUAAAUUAGCAUUAGCUGUUGGAGGAGCAACGAUUUUCUAUUGGUUUGCUCGUCGUUAA
This is a messenger RNA of Rotaria sordida, 471 nucleotides long. NCBI's taxonomy places the organism in Eukaryota, Metazoa, Rotifera, Eurotatoria, Philodinida, Philodinidae. The record is from the annotation of a GenBank genome assembly.